Bombyx mandarina (wild silkworm) is the source of this 4568-nucleotide messenger RNA. It is a transcript of the gene Synj, whose product is annotated as synaptojanin. NCBI's taxonomy places the organism in Eukaryota, Metazoa, Arthropoda, Insecta, Lepidoptera, Bombycidae. The record is from RefSeq and is a predicted model, not a curated record. Gene Ontology annotation, biological process: phosphatidylinositol dephosphorylation; synaptic vesicle endocytosis. Gene Ontology annotation, molecular function: phosphatidylinositol-4,5-bisphosphate 5-phosphatase activity.
UUGUCACACCACUAGUAGCAUAGAUUAAAUUGGAUAAGCACUAUUCACUAUUCUAUGGGUGGAUUGAUUUGAUUGAAUUCAUUCUGUCCACCAAGUCGAAGAUUGGUCUCGGUUAUUCUCAUAUAAAUUUAUAAUUGUUAUUUGACUUAUCUUAAAAGCUAAUGGCGUGAUAAUCGCCAAAUAGAAACUAAACAUGGCUAUGUCCAAAGGCUUUAAAGUUCUGGAGAAAUCAUCGCCCCCCAGUCCGUAUAGCAUAAUAUUACAACACAGAAACAAAGACACUGCACUUCUUUUCGAAUCUCAAGCCGUUGUUUCCUUAUCAUCGCAAGAAACAGAAACUUUAAGGAAACAAUACCAUAAAGUUGCAGACGCUUAUGGAUGUCUUGGAGUACUUCAGCUAAAUUCUGGUGAAAGCUGUCUUCUGUAUCUUGUGUUAAUCACCGGAUGCUCUUCUGUUGGUAAAGUGGGGGAUUUAGAAGUAUUUAAGAUAACGCAAACUCAAUUUCUGCCACUGUUCUACCAAUCGCAAGGUGAUGAUAAGGUUUCGGAAGUCCGAAAAUUAAUUAAUUCAGGUACAUUUUAUUUCUCUUGGUAUUCUGGCAAAAACAAUGAUAAUCUUUUUGAUUUGACUCUGUGUGCCCAAAGAAAAAGUAAAGGAGCCAACCCUGAUAAUAGGUUCUUUUGGAAUAGAACACUGUACAUACAUCUAAUCAGAUAUGGCAUAGAUUGUGAUGAGUGGCUAACUCGAGCAAUGUGUGGAUCUGUAGAAAUACGCACUAUUUAUGUUGGGCAUCGUCAAGCUAGGGCUGUACUUGUCUCAAGACUUAGUUGUGAAAGGGCUGGAACUAGAUUUAAUGUGCGAGGUUGUAAUGAUGAUGGAAAUGUGGCAAACUUUGUAGAAACUGAACAAGCUGUUUACAUUGAUGAUUCUGUAGCAUCUUAUAUACAAACAAGAGGGUCUGUGCCAUUGUUUUGGGAACAACCUGGAAUACAAGUUGGCUCACACAAAGUAAAAAUGUCAAGAGGCUAUGAUGCAUCAACAAGUGCUUGUGAGAGACAUUUUGCCCAGUUAAAGCGUAAUUAUGGAUCUGUAAUAGUUGUAAAUCUGCUUGGAUCUAACAUGAUUGGGGGUAGUGAAGGUGAGGCAACAUUAAGUAAUGCUUUCCAGAAACACAUUAAUGAAUCUCCACAUUCUGAUGUCCUACAAAUUGUUUUUGACUAUCAUCAGGAAGUAAGAGCAACAUCCCAAGAGAUAGCUCUAUCAAAAUUUAAACAGAAUAUUGAGAAAUAUUAUGAUGAGAUUGGGAUUUUUAGUGCAAAAGGGUCAGACAUUUAUAAUAUUCAAAAGGGAGUUAUAAGGACCAAUUGCUUGGAUUGCUUAGAUAGAACAAAUUCUAUUCAGACAUUUAUUGGUUUAGAAAUGCUUGCUGUUCAAUUAAUGCUACUACAAUGUCUUGAUAAAAAACAAAAUGUUAAUAGAUUUGAAGAAGUUUACAAACAGAUGUGGGUGAAUAAUGGAAAUGAAAUAUCUAAAAUUUAUGCUGGAACUGGUGCAAUUCAAGGAGGCUCCAAACUAAUUGAUGGAGCUCGAUCUGCUGCCAGGACUAUCCAGAACAAUUUAUUAGACAACUCAAAGCAAGAAGCAAUUGAUAUUUUAUUACUUGGUUCAACAUUAAACUCUGAACUGGCAGACCGCACAAGAAUACUGUUGCCAUCUAACAUACUACACACUUCUACAGCUAUCUUGAGGGAAAUGUGUCGUAGAACGAACGAAUUCACUCAACCUUCAACUCUUAGAAUAACUAUUGGCACAUACAAUGUGAAUGGUGGUAAACAUUUCAGAAGUCUUGCUUAUAAGGAUGUUUCAUUAUCUGACUGGUUAUUAGAUUGUCCAAAUUCAUCUUUGGUAAAUACAGUCAAUCUGAAGGAUCAUCCUUCUGACAUAUUUGCAAUAGGCUUUGAAGAAAUAGUUGAUUUAAAUGCUAGUAAUAUUAUGGCAGCUAGUACUGAUAAUGCAAAAGCAUGGAGUGAGGAACUGGAAAAAGUGUUAGGCAGAGAUGCAUCUUAUACACUUCUGUCUAGUCAUCAACUUGUUGGAGUAUGUUUAUUCAUAUUUGUUAGAAAAGAUUUAAUACCGCAUAUCAGAGAUGUAGCACUUGAUUCAGUUAAGACUGGACUUGGAGGGGCUACUGGGAAUAAAGGUGCUGUGGGAAUAAGAAUGGUAAUUUAUGGAACCUCACUAUGUUUUGUUUGUGCACAUUUUGCUGCUGGUCAAUCACAAGUUACAGAGCGUAAUGCUGAUUACACAGAAAUUACUAGAAAAAUUGCAUUUCCCAUGGGUCGCUCUCUGUACUCCCAUGACUAUGUAUUUUGGUGUGGUGAUUUUAAUUAUCGUAUAGAUUUAGAUAAAGAUGAAGUACGCCUUUUGGCUUCACAAAAUAAUUUGCAAAGGCUUUUGGAGCAAGAUCAACUUUUACAGCAAAAGUCACAAGAUUUAGUUUUCAAAAACUGCUUUGAAGGAGAAAUUACAUUUCCUCCAACUUAUAAAUAUGAUCUAUUUAGUGAUGAUUAUGAUACCAGUGAAAAAUGCAGAGCACCAGCAUGGACUGACCGUGUAUUGUGGAGAAGCAGAAAAUAUACUAUUGAUCCUGAAACCACAUCAGAAUUAUCAGCAGGGAAACUUCUACACUAUGGAAGGGCAGAAUUGAAACAAAGUGACCACAGACCUGUAAUAGCAAUAUUAGAAAUAGAAGUGUUACAGGUCAGCUAUACAAAAUGCAUGGAAGUUUUUUAUGAAGUAGUAAAAGAUCUGGGUCCUCCUGAUGCUUGUAUAAUUGUGCAACCAUUACAAGACCUUAAUACUGACGAGUCUGUAUUUGAUGAUAAUGUCAUGGCUGCUGUACUCCAAGAGUUAGCUACUUUUGGUGAAGUAACCUUAGUUCGUUUUAUAGAUGAACACACUUUGAGCAUCACUUUCAGAGAGGGUCAAAAUGCUUUAGCAGCAGCUCAAAAAGCAACUUUAUCAGUUUGUACAGUUCCAUUGCAAAUUUUCUUGAAAUCUCCAAACUGGGUUGAUAUUGUUCGCACAGAAAUUGGUUUGUGUACAAACAACACAAUACCUUUAUAUGGUGAAAUUCAAUCUGAAAGACCACUGAGAUCUGCUCCACCUACUCCUAGAAAGCAACAGCCGAGCAGACCCCCAGCUCCUUCACCAACACCAUUGGUUCCAUCGAGAUUACCAGCAGUGAGUCCUGCACGACCUCCACCCCCAAGACCUGCACCUUUGUCUCCUGAAACUAGUAAAGUUGUGGGACAGCCCCCCAUUGUUUCCCCGCCCGCCGACAGUGUUCCGCCACCUAGUUGUGCACCUCCUCCCCCACCGGAACCAAGUUCACCGCCGCCACUUGGACCUCCGCCUCCUGUGCCUGCUAGACAAGGUGCUCCGCCACCCUUACCUGCGCGGCCGCGUCCUACGAAUUAAACAGACCUGACAAGGGAUGUUUUUGACAAAAACAACGCAUUAAUACUAUGUAAUACACUGUAGAAUUUAUAAUAGCUACAUGAUUAUAGCUAAAUUUAUUUAAAUGUUGUGGUUCUAUGCUGUAGUGUUAUUUGUCAAAUUAUGUUAAAUCUGCAAGUUUUUUUACUAGCAGUUAUAUAUAUUAUAGUCUAAAUGGCGCAAGUCCUUAAGUAUUUUCAAUGUUAAUAAGGCAUGUGCAAUAUAAAGCAAGCUUUCACUAUGUUAUGUAUUUACAAUUUAUUAACUUUAAGUUUGGGCUGGUCAUUAAUUAUUGUUGAAUCUAUAAACUGAAGGGUUUUGCAAUAAAAUCAAAAUUAACACUACCUACUUAAUUUCAAUAUUUAAUUAUUGUACUUAUAAAAGAAUUAAAAGAAUAGAAAAAUUAGGAUGAUCCAAUAAAAAACUUCGUAGGUUUUAUUAAUUUUCAGGCUUUUAGAAUUUCCGAGGUAGAUGUUAAAUAGUUUCCACAUUGUCUCAAGACAAAUUUCGAUAAUUCAGUCUUAUUGUUAAAAUAUGUUAUAUUACUUCAUUUGGCUGUGUUAGGCAUUUAAUUUACUUAAAUUAAUGUUUCCUCUUAAGAUUAAGAAAAUCGAAAAUAUAACUUGCAUAAUGGCUCAUUGUCAUAUCUUAGCCCUUAGAACCAGAAAAGAUUAAAAUUGUUUUUUGUUAUUAUUUAUAAAAAUUAUGAUUAUUAAAUUAUAAACAUCUAUUAUUAUUGAUAGAUUAGUAUUGGAAGAACAGGCUGAUGUCUCAAAUAAAAAGUUCAGUUAGUUUGACAAUCUGAAUUUAAGUUUUGUUCUAGAUAAUGCAGAUAGUGAUGUUCCUUGUUUCUAAUUUUAUGUUAAUUUUUAUACUUUUUCAGUUAAUUUUAUUUAAAAAUGUACCUGAAUAUGAAUUUCUUUGUUACAUUUUAAAAAUGUAUUGAAAUCAAUUAUUAAAUGUAACAAAAUGCUUCUGAAACUCCACAAACUGUUGUAAAAAUAGUUAGCAUGUGUUCUGCUUUGUAAGAGGUAUAUAAUGUAUAUUAGAAAUAUAAUGUUCAGAAAAA